Messenger RNA from Silurus meridionalis, 3316 nucleotides. It is a transcript of the gene spopla, whose product is annotated as speckle type BTB/POZ protein like a. The record is from RefSeq and is a predicted model, not a curated record. Bases 311 to 1510 code for a protein of 399 amino acids. The transcript is spliced from 12 exons. NCBI's taxonomy places the organism in Eukaryota, Metazoa, Chordata, Actinopteri, Siluriformes, Siluridae. Gene Ontology annotation, molecular function: ubiquitin protein ligase binding. Gene Ontology annotation, biological process: regulation of proteolysis; proteasome-mediated ubiquitin-dependent protein catabolic process. Gene Ontology annotation, cellular component: cytoplasm; nucleus.
UCCGCACUUCUCCGCUUCCCUCUCAGUGUGUUUGGGAUGAUAGCAGCUAACCUGCUAACUGUCUGAGUAACGGAUCUAAAGACGCGGAUUUCCCGCACGGAAAGUUGUGACAGCUCGGGGAGUUUUCGGACGUGUGUGCGCUGAGAUGGUGGGCCAGGUGAAGAAAGGCUGGGAUAAAGGUCGAAUUCCAGGGCUCAUCCUGUAAUCCUGGUCCUCAUUAGCAUGAGAGAAAAGCGUUUUCAUCAACUCAGGGUCAAGUGGUGAGUUUCCGGUGGCCGUCGGACUUCGUGUCCAGACAGAGGAAGGUCAAAUGUCACGUGUCCUUACUCCUCCUCCUCCUCCUCCUCCCCCUCCCUCUCAGGGAGAGAUGAGCAGCGGUCCAGUGGCCGAGAGCUGGUGCUACACGCAAGUAAAAGUAGUGAAAUUCUCCUACAUGUGGACCAUUAACAACUUCAGCUUCUGCCGAGAGGAGAUGGGUGAAGUACUGAAAAGCUCCACCUUCUCUUCAGGGCCCACUGACAAGAUGAAAUGGUGCCUCAGAGUAAACCCAAAAGGUCUGGAUGAUGAAAGCAAAGACUACCUGUCACUGUAUCUUCUCCUGGUUAGCUGUCCAAAAAGUGAAGUGCGUGCAAAGUUUAAGUUUUCUUUACUCAACGCUAAGCGAGAGGAGACUAAAGCUAUGGAAAGCCAAAGAGCCUAUCGAUUCGUCCAGGGCAAAGACUGGGGCUUCAAGAAGUUUAUCCGAAGAGAUUUUCUUCUCGAUGAAACAAACGGCCUUCUUCCAGAUGACAAGCUCACCCUGUUCUGUGAGGUGAGUGUAGUGCAGGACUCUGUAAAUAUCUCAGGUCAGUCGAACACAAACAUGCUGAAAGUUCCUGAGUGCCAACUCUCAGAUGAUCUGGGGAAUCUGUGGGAGUGUUCACGCUUCACUGACUGCACACUGUGUGUGGGGGGGCAGGAGUUCCAGGCCCACAAAUCCAUUCUCGCAGCGAGAUCUCCGGUUUUUAACGCCAUGUUUGAGCACGAGAUGGAGGAGAGCAAGAAGAACCGGGUGGACAUCAGGGACAUCGAGCCGGACGUGUUUAAAGAAAUGAUGGGGUUUAUAUACACGGGGAAAGCGCCGAAUCUGGAGAAAAUGGCCGACAGUUUGUUGGCAGCGGCUGAUAAAUACGCUCUGGAGCGUUUAAAGGUGAUGUGUGAGGAGUCCCUGUGCAGCAGCCUGUGCGUGGAGAACGUCGCCGACACGCUCAUCCUUGCCGACCUGCACAGCGCCGAGCAGCUCAAAGCUCAAGCCAUCGAUUUUAUCAACAGGUGCAGCGUCCUCAGACAGCUGGGCUGCAAGGAUGGAAAAUACUCGAAUAGCAACCACGCUGCAGAUAUAAUGGAGACUUCGGGCUGGAAGGCAAUGAUCCAGUCUCAUCCUCACUUAGUGGCCGAGGCUUUCCGAGCUCUCGCCUCGGCUCAGUGCCCUCCGUUCGGCCUGCCCAGGAAGAGGCUCAAGCAGUCCUGAUCUCUCUCUCCCUCUCUCUCUUUAUCUCUCCCUCUAUCUCUUUCAGCUUGGGGGAGGAACGAAGACGCCGAGGAACAACAUAAACUCGUUCACCGAGACAUCGCUCUCAGCCUUCUCAUUAUUCCUUUCUUUUUCCCCCCAUCAUCCUCUCUCUCUCUUUCUCUCUCUCUCUCGCUUGCUCGCUCCGUCUGUCAUUCCCCUUUUGGUCUCAUUUUCGUUUCUUCUCCUCCAUCUUAUCAGUCUCGUUUUCAUUUUUGUCCUUCCCACUUUUUCUGCCUCUCUUCCUCCUCCCCUCCUUCUUCUCGUAUCUCUCAAUCGUUCAUCUGUCCCUGUCAUUCCUCGCUCUCUUUCUCAUGCCCGCGCAUACACUUUCUUUUCGCUAUUAUUCUAUUCUCCUUUCUUUUCUUUCAUCCAGAAUCACUUUCUUCUGACUCUCUCUCUCUCUCUCUCUCUCUCUCAAUAGUUUAACUUUUGUUCUUUCCUUCUUUCUCUCGCAUGACACCUUUUCCUUUCUUCUCUCAUCCUUUCUCUCUCUCGCACAUGCAGAUGCACAUUCCUUCCUACUUUUUUAUGUGAACACAUAUUCUCUCUCUCUCUCUCUCUCUCUCUCUCUCUCUCUCUCUCUCUCUUCUCUCUCUCUGUCCUGCUGUGUGUCUCUUUGGCACUUGGUCUAAAUCCAGAGACAGUAACGUGUGUGUGAAAUUCCUUCUCCUCCUUUUCGGCGAGAGGAAACGAGUGUAACAGCAGCCUUUCUCAUACAAUAUGUUCAGUUUCUGAGCUUUCUUUCUUUCUUCUCCUGCCCUGUAUGUUCUCUCUCUCUUUCUCUCUUCUGGGACAUCAUCUCUCUCACCCACUGUCUAUCACUUUUAUAUAUAUAUAUAUAUAUAUAUAUAUAGUGUGUGUGUGUGUGAAUGAGUGAUGGACUGGAUGGACUUUUUUGUUCUUUCGUCUCUGAUGGGCGUAAAACAGAUCCGUCCCAGAACUCGUCCCAAAGGGACCGGAGCGUUCCUCCUCCUUUUCCUGUUCCUCUUCCUCCUCAUCUUUUGCACUAGUUCCCUUCGCCCAGCCGUGGGUUUCGAUACGACGUAAAAAGGUUCGUUUAAAGGAAAAAAGUUCCGGCGUUCUAGAAAAGUUCGGCCCCGUGUUCAUGAAUAGACAUGAGUGAAACCGAUCAUGCCCCAUAUUGAUGGCACUAUUUCUAUGUAAAGGACUUACUUGACUUAUAUUUGAAAGAGAAAUACUUUAGUGUGCGUGUGUUUUGCGUAAAAAAAAAAAAGAGGUAUCGCUCGCUUGUUUCUACACUCGCGUUACUCAGACGUUACACUGUGAGAGAAACGAGGGCUAAAAGUCGUCCACUUUUUCUCAAAUCCAUAUAAAAUACGCACACCGCUCCAAAUCUCCAGGUUCGGUUCAUCCGGCGAGUCUUAAAACACGCGUUCCACAACAGAGCAUUAAUCUGUACCCCAACACACAGUGUCACGUUUUCCAGAAAUAAUGCAAGGAAACGUGAGUCGUGAGAGAAGUUCUGGCACCAUUUUUCACACUAAGCACAAAAACACAAAUCCACACCCCAGAUAUGCCUCGGAUAGGUAGCGGAUUUAUUGUUGCUUGUGGGCGUGGCCUGUUCAGCAUUGUUACGAUGUUCAGAUUGCAAAAUUAGUAGUUAUUAUAUAAACACACCCUAAAGCAGGGGUCACCAACCUUUUAGAAACGGAGAGCUACUUCUUGGGUACUGAUUAAUUUGAAGGGCUGCCAGUUUGAUACACACAGUUUCCAGUUUGAUCUGAAAUAACUGCUCAAUUUAUC